This is a messenger RNA of Pteronotus mesoamericanus, 1078 nucleotides long. RefSeq names its product pleckstrin homology domain containing B2 (gene PLEKHB2). Gene Ontology annotation, cellular component: membrane. Gene Ontology annotation, biological process: regulation of cell differentiation. The record is from RefSeq and is a predicted model, not a curated record. The transcript has 9 exons. NCBI's taxonomy places the organism in Eukaryota, Metazoa, Chordata, Mammalia, Chiroptera, Mormoopidae. Bases 267 to 929 code for a protein of 220 amino acids.
CGGGUGGGGGCGCGGGAGGGCGGUCAGAGCGCAGGCGCGCAGCGGGCCGGGCCGUGGGUUUCCCUGGCGACCUUGCGCUCAUCUGCUUGGAGUGCGACGGCGGCCGCCGGGAUAUUCGCAGGCGCUCUGCCCUGACCUGGCAACGGCACCUGCGGACAGACGCGCGCACCUGACUGCGCGUGUGUGGAGUCGCCUGGGCGCCCCAGGGAGGAGCGAGGCCGCGGGACGUCAGCGCGCAGGACGCCGGGUGCGCGUGCGCGUGCGCGAUGGCCUGCGUCAAGAGCGGGUGGCUGCUGCGGCAGAGCACCAUUCUGAAGCGCUGGAAGAAGAACUGGUUCGACCUCUGGUCCGACGGUCACCUGAUCUAUUACGACGACCAGACCCGGCAGAGCGUGGAGGACAAGGUGCACGUGCCGGUGGACUGCAUCAACCUGCGCUCGGGGCUGCAGUGCCGGGAUAUUCAGCCUCCAGAUGGGAAGCCGAAAGACUGUAUGUUGCAGAUUGUUUGCCGAGACGGGAAGACCAUCAGUCUUUGCGCAGAAAGCCCAGAUGACUGCUUGGCCUGGAAGUUCACGCUCCAGGACUGCAGGACAAACACAGCUUACGUCGGCUCCGAGGUCGCCUAUGAGGGCCCGGCCGUGGCCGCCCCGCCUCCGUACACGGCCUACGCCGCCCCAGAGCCCGAGGCCUAUGGCUACGGCCCCUACAGCGCGGCGUUCGCGCCGGGCCCGCAGAUCGUCUACGCGGCCAACGGGCAGGCCUACGCCGUCCCCUGCCAGUUCCCCGCCGCAGGAUUCUACGGACAGCAGCCCGCCCACCACGUCGUCGUCCGAGAGCGGCGCCCGGGCAGUGACGGCGACCUGGCGCUGGGCAUGCUGGCCGGGGCGGCCACGGGCAUGGCCCUGGGGUCCCUGUUCUGGGUCUUCUAGGCCCUGCAGCUGCCGGGCAGGCCUCCCCUGCCCAUGCGCAGCCGUGUUGCUGGCAGGCGUUUCAGUGUGUGAUCCAUGUUCUCAAUAGUCUCUUUAAUCGUUCUUUUGAAAGUAGUGAUGUCAUAACUAUAACUCGUCCGCAUAAGGAC